GGUCCGCAGAACACUUUACAAGCAGAGUUCUUGACCUACCUAGCCAACAAAACCAAGAUUCCUAUCAUCACUUCCUCUGCAACAGGUGAUUCAGUCAAUCAACAUCAUGUUCCCUACUUCCUCCGGGCUUGUGUCAAGGGCUCCUUCCAGGCAGCUCCAAUUGCCGCCUUCAUCCAGGCCUAUGGCUGGAAAAAUGUCGUUCUUGUCUACGAGGACAACACUUAUGGCGUCGGCAUUCUUCCGUCCAUUACUGACGCCCUUGAAGCCGUCGAUGUCCGUGUCAUUAACCGUUCCGCCAUCCCUACUUCUUCCCCCGAUUACCGCAUUGAUGAAGAACUGUACAAGCUCAUGACCAUGCAGACACGUGUCUUCAUCGUCCAUAUGUUGCCAGCCGAUGCUUCCCGCCUCUUCGCUCGGGCUUCAGCAACCAAUAUGAUGACGGAGGGGUAUGUCUGGAUUGUCACAGAUAACAUUGGCAUUGUCCUUGAUGUGCUUCCCCAGGAUACCAUUGACACCAUGCUGGGUGUUGUGGGUUUCCGGCCAUAUGUAGCAAAAUCUGCGAGGGUCAGCGGUUUCACGGCUCGUUUCGUCACUCGAUACAGAGCCAAAUUCCAUCAAGAUCCUGAUGUUAGGGUGGCAAGACCCACCAUCUUCCAAUACUGGGCAUAUGAUGUGGUAUGGGCAAUUGCGUCCGCAACUGAGAAAGCCAUAAAUCUAAGGUCUACUCCACGCAACUUAGUAGAUGACCCGGAAGUAUCUCUUGCUGGACAAGAACUUCUCAAUUCCAUAAUGGAUGGGGAGUUUGAUGGAUUGGCUGGGAGAUUCAGGUUUGUUGAUAGGAAGUUGCCGGUUCCAGCAUAUGAGAUUGUGAAUGUGAUUGAAGAGAAAACUAGACGCAUUGGGUUUUGGAGCCCUGUUUCUGGACUAUCACCUUUUCUCAACUCUAGCACUCGCCCAGUCCAAGAUAGACCUAGGUUACGCGCUGAUCAAGUCCUGAGAACUGUCAUUUGGCCAGGAGAUUCAACAACAGUGCCCAGAGGCUGGGACUUCCCAGUAAAUGGCAAGAUACUCCAGAUUGCUGUGCCCGUGAGACGUGAUUUUAAGUUUUUUGUGAAUGUCGAGGCUAGUCCUAACUCCAGUGAACUUGUUGUCAACGGCUACAGCAUUGAUGUCUUUGAGGCUGCUGUGAAGAAACUACCAUAUGCGUUGCGCUAUAAGUACAUUCCCUAUGACUGCGCUAAUUCUUAUGACAAGCUGGUAUCGGAGGUUUACUUCAAGACGUUUGAUGCAGCAGUGGGUGACGUGACAAUCAUUGCCAAUCGAACUAGGUAUGUGGACUUCACAAUGCCAUACACAGAGUCUGGUGUGUCGAUGCUUGUCCUAGCUAGGAAAGAUGAAGAUGAACCAACCAUGUGGGUCUUCUUAGAGCCGUUAACGAAGGACCUUUGGAUGGCUACAGUAGCCUUUAUGGUCGUCACUGGGCUAUUUGUAUGGAUGAUUGAAAAUCCUAUAAAUGAGGAAUUCAAAGGUUCCAGAUGGAAACAGUUCAGCACUUCUUUCUACUUUGCAUUCUCCACCUGGACUUUCACGCAUGAUCAAAAGUUCAAAAGCCUUCAGUCAAAAGUUAUUGUGGUGUCCUGGUGCUUUGUAAUGCUAGUUAUAGUGCAGAGCUACACAGCAAGCUUGUCAUCAAUGUUAACUGCAAAGAGGCUCCAGCCUUCAGUGACUGACCCAAGGCAACUUUUGCACAAUGGUCACUAUGUUGGAUACCAGAAUGGCUCAUUUGUGCACUCAAUGCUGAGGAGGCUUCGAUUUGAGGAGCGCUGGAUAAAGGUUUGUAGCACGCAGGAGGAAUAUGCAAAGGCAUUGAAGCUGGGAUCAAAGAAUGGAGGAGUAUCUGCCAUCUUUGACGAGACACCAUACAUAAAUUCUUUCCUCUUGAAGUACGGCAAAGGGUUCCAGAAGGUCGGUCCCAUUGACAGGACAGUCGGUUUUGGUUUUGUUUUCCCUAAAGGCUCUCCGUUGGUGGAGGAUCUUUCCAAGGCCAUGCUGAAUUUGAUAGAGGGGCCUGAAGGUUCUCAUAUUGAGAAGAAGUGGUUCAGUGAUCCGAUUCUGUCACUGGAUUAUGGCAGUCUGGACACAGACUCCUUGCGCCUCAGCUCACGGAACUUUGAAGGUCUAUUCAUCAUCAAUGGAUGCGUUUUAGGUUUUAUGAUUCUCAUAAACUUGUCGAGGCGCGCUUAUGCAAAAUUCACUGCCAAAAGAAACACUGUUUCUGCUAGUGAUGACGAGGCUCAACCUUCGCCGAAUGGCAACGGCGUGCCUGCUAUCCAGUCCCUCUAGACUGGUGGAGAGUUUCCAAAAAGAAGUUAUUUGUGGGUUUGAGUAAGCAUAUCUUUAAUAGUAUUAAGUAUUACCAGAGAGGUUAGAAUUUGCAGUUUAAAUCAUAAGAAAGGAACACAAAAUUAUCACAGUUUGU
Messenger RNA from Triticum dicoccoides, 2479 nucleotides. Its product is annotated as glutamate receptor 2.5-like. Gene Ontology annotation, molecular function: ligand-gated monoatomic ion channel activity. Gene Ontology annotation, cellular component: membrane. The record is from RefSeq and is a predicted model, not a curated record. The transcript is spliced from 4 exons. NCBI's taxonomy places the organism in Eukaryota, Viridiplantae, Streptophyta, Magnoliopsida, Poales, Poaceae. Bases 349 to 2343 code for a protein of 664 amino acids.